UAAUUUCAUUUAUUUAUUUAUAUUUUUUUUUGGAAAUUAGUACAAUAGUAGUCUGCGCUUCCUCUUACCUUCACCCUUAUUCCUUUUACGCUUUUUUCACAUAAACUCGCAAUCAACUUCUCACUUUCCUCUGAAAGUGCUCUAAAACUCGCUAAUUCAUCAAGAAUAUCGUAAGAGUAAUCUGGAAUCAAAGAAUAUCCCCUUUUGAGGAUCUGGGUGGCGAUAGUUUCAAGAGCAAGAGAGAAAUUGAUUUUUGUAAUUUCUAAAUCGAUGUCAUGUUGUAUAAUUUGCUGGGCUAGAAGAUUCGAGAUGAAACGUCGAUGACUGCUUUUGGAAAGGUCACCUUUUUUACACUGCAACAUGAUUCUGGAACUAUCCAGGAAUUUCUUAUAUAAGAAUUUGGUAUCUAUUUUCCCUCUAGAAUUAAUAGUAAGUGACAUGAUGGUUUCCUAAGAUAUUUGUGCUCUAUAUCUUGAGAUAUUAAGGUUAGUCCCAUCAUUCUUCUUUUUCUUUUUUUUUCUCUCCUUUUUUUUUGUUUUUGAUGGAUAGAUCCUAUCAUUUGGAGCAUAUACUUGGUAUAGUUUUAUGUUGCAUCUUUCUUAUUUCAAUAAUUCUCUAUACUCUUGGGGUUAGGCUCUCAAGUUCCUUAUCAUUAUAGCUCUUGGUAGAACUUAUUAUGUGUCGUCUUUAUUGGAUGCAUCUGUGGAGUUCCCUCCCUCCCUCCCAUCUAACUUGAUUAAUUUUCAUUUUAUAGUUCCCUGCAUUGGCAAGUAAUGUUCUGAAUAUUCAAAAAGUUGAGAAAUCAAUUUGUUUUUAUUGUUGGAGCUUAGCAAGAUUUCACCAUUUGGCAGGUAGUGGAUUUUGGAUACGGGAGUCAAUAAUAGUUCAAGCUUAUUCUAUAAUCACCUUCAAAAGGGUGAACGUGCUUACGAGAGGAUAAUUUCUACAAGACAUUCUAUAUAUUUUGUAUAGUUUAUUGUACAUUUCUUAUCAAUCUAUUCUUUUAGGAUGACAUCUCCUUUGUAGUUGAAAAUAAUUUGAAGCAGACAUUGAUAAAAUCGUCAAAAUUUGAAGGUUGACCAUUGUAUCAUUUAACUAACACUACCACAAAAUGGAGAAUAAAUAACGCAUAAUACACAACGGUGAAGUUGGAAAUGCGAUCCUCUAGAAUUAUAUAGAACGCCUAUCUUAGAAGAACGUUUUGUAGGAUAAAUUAUAUAGAGCGCCUCUCUAUGUUAACCGUUUUAUAUGUCACUAAUAGAUUUUUCUUUUUUUUUUUUAAACAUUACCAUACAAUAUAGAGCGCCUGUCAGACUUAACAGAUCUAUAUGAUUUUGACCAGGGGAAAAUUACACGAGGCGCGCUAAAUCCCGCGGAAGGAAUAAGUAAAUUAGUUUUAUAUUUUCAAAAGAACCUAAAAAUCUUUCAAACCAAAAAAAAGUUAGAACCUUCCUCAAAAAAAUAAAAAAAAAAGAAGUUAGAACCCAAAAAUGCUACUGCUUCUUCUCCACCGCCUCGAAUCUCCAUAGCUUCCACCUCCAAGAAGAACUAAGAGAAACGCUGCUACGAAGCCGACGCUGCUACUCAACGUUAGGUUGAUGGCAAAUAAAAGAAAACAAAUAAGUUCCUCUCAAGAGGCUGCUACACGUGAGAAUCACAGGGGUCGUACAGUCCGUGCAGCAGUUGGAAGAGCAAUUCAAAGUGGCAAUAAAAUCCCUUUACAAUGGAAUCACCGAAAAUUGCCUUGUGGAGAUCAUAAAACUGACUUUUCUACUUACAUUGGUGUUGUUGUUCGCAUCCGAGUAAGUAUUAAUUAUAAGGAGUGGGAAGAAGUACCAAAAGAAGUUAUCAAUGAAGUUCUAGACUUUAUUACGAAAGGUUUCACUUUUCCUGAAGAUCGUAAAGGAUAUGUGUUAAAACAAGCAUCAAAGAGGUGGAGAGAAUUCAAGGUUAGAUUAAGAAAAGAUUUUAUGUACGAGUGUGACGAGGAGGGAAAUACUACAGAUGUGAUUAUCUGGACACCACCGAGUUUGUAUCCAUGGAUAACCGUAGAUGAUUGGAAAAAGUUCGUUGAAACAAGUAUUGAUGAUAAGUUUAAGGAAUUGAGUGAACUGAAUCGAGAAAGGGCUAAAAAGAGGAAGACUUCCUAUCGUGGGGGUCGAGAAGGGUACUCUUAUUAUGAGGACGAGAUUGCUAAGGAAUUGCAGAAUCAAGGAAUUCAAGUUGUUGAUGUACCUCGGCAUUUGGUUUGGAUUAGAGCUCAUUCUAGAGAAGAGGGAGGAGUUCUAAAAUUUGACAAUCCGGCAAAUUUGGAAAUAGCUCAAGCAAUUAAAGAAUUGGAGGCUCAACAUAAUCAAGGAGAAAUCGAUGCAUCAGGACGCAAUGAUAUAUUGGCAAGAGCAUUAAACACUUCCGAACAUGGUGGUUGUGUGAGGGCCGUUGGAGGUCUCACAAACAAGGAGUAUUUCGGGUACAAGAAGCCUACACCCGCUAACCAAGUGCAAUCAGAGCUCAAUUCAAGUGCUCAAUUUGGGGGAUUUGGUGUCAACCGGGAUGUGUACAGUGCUACAUUUGGUGAAUUACUUAGCAGCCAUGGUUUAGAUGGAUCAGGUGAUAGGCAAAUAGUUGGUGAAUUGGGUAAGAACCAAUCAACCGGUGACUUUACUAAUUAUAGCUCAGGUGAACCAAGGUAGAAAUAUGGCCACACAUGGACU
Chenopodium quinoa (quinoa) is the source of this 2714-nucleotide messenger RNA. RefSeq lists its product as uncharacterized. Bases 1599 to 2693 code for a protein of 364 amino acids. The record is from RefSeq and is a predicted model, not a curated record. Lineage: Eukaryota; Viridiplantae; Streptophyta; Magnoliopsida; Caryophyllales; Amaranthaceae. The transcript is spliced from 10 exons.